AUGGGUACCCAAGAAACACCCCCCACAAGGUUAAAACGCCAGAUUAAGUUCCCAAUCCCCAAACUGAAUGAACAGAUCAACAAAACGAACAAACUACCAACGCCAAUAAACAGAAAGGGAGCAGAACAUACAAGCAUUAACAAGAAUCCCGAAGAAAAGGGACCCAUGCCGGAACCCAUCUGCCAGGAAUCAUAA
Messenger RNA from Plasmodium inui San Antonio 1, 195 nucleotides. RefSeq lists its product as hypothetical. Bases 1 to 195 code for a protein of 64 amino acids. The record is from RefSeq and is a predicted model, not a curated record. Lineage: Eukaryota; Apicomplexa; Aconoidasida; Haemosporida; Plasmodiidae. The transcript has a single exon.